UAAAAAAUUUUCAAAUUUCUAGUGCUACCAGUACACAAGCAAUAGUGCCAUUCAUAAAUGAACGUACAAGUUUUGGCACAACAAUUUUUUUGAAAAAUUCUGGCAUCUCCAACUUUGACAGUUCUCAAAAUUCCCAGUGUUUAGCCUUAAGAACAGAAUUCAAAAUCAACGUUUUGAUCAAAAUUUAUCGAAUGCUUAACCUGAAGUUAGAAAAGCAAACUUGCGAACAACGCAUUGAAGCCGCAUGCUAUUCGAAAAAUUGUACGUAAUUCGCAAUACCAAGAUUAAAAAUAUAAGACAACAUUUGGGAAUUCUAUUUUUGGCAGCUGGCUGCACACUGAACACGUGUUCUAUCUGUUCUAUUUUAAUAUAAACCAAAGAUUGAAAAUACCUUAGAGAGCAAUAAUGGCGAAAGUAAACGCAAUAGAAAAAAAAUCACAUAAAAUAGCGGACGCUGCGGAACCUACUUGUAAAGCGAAAUCUACAGCAAAAAAGUUAAAUGAAAUGAUAUUCCAUGCGACCAAGUCGAAGGUAACUAGCCCUUUGCACAACACCCAUCGUACCAAUCAUACAAUUUGUAAAUACACAACACAACAACUGGCACCAACAUUACCAAAUAAAGGAAAGAGAAACUCUUCCGCAAAACCAAAUCAUAGUAAUAAUAAAAACACCGAAAAAGCGGUUGAACAGGUCAAAGGUUUGACCCCUGAAGUAGCGGCAUCUAUGCAGCGAAGUAAAAAUGAAGAGGCUGUCAGUGAUUUGCUGACGCGAAUCCCUGAAAUCAGUAAUAUAUUUGAUGUCCAUUCGCGCAUUGGAAAUGGCACUUUUAGCACGGUUUUACUUGCUACGAUGAAAAGAGAGAAGCACUUACCGGAUCAUUUGCGUAAAAAAUAUGCAAUAAAGCAUCACAUACCGACUAGUCAUCCGGACCGUAUAAAAAAGGAAUUGCAAUGUAUGGCCACUAUGGGUGGCACUAACAAUGUGAUUGGUAUUAAUUGUUGCAUUCGCUUCAACGAAUCUGUUGCCUUUAUUAUGCCGUACAUACAACAUGAUCGGUUUCAUGAUUUCUACACCAAAAUGAAUUUAGAAGAAAUUAAGAUGUAUAUGAAGAACCUAUUGAUUGCUUUGCAACACGUGCAUAAAUUUAGCAUAAUCCAUCGUGACGUUAAACCAAGCAACUUUUUAUACAAUAGACGGAAGGGACAAUUUCUUCUCGUAGAUUUUGGGCUGGCGCAACAUGUGCCCCCACCUCAGCAAUUAAGUAUAGAUUCUUUAACACUUGGUAAUAGUGAAUAUCAGUUAUUAGCGAUACCAGGAACCACAGGUGAGAGCAAAAGACAGCGAGAAAUAGAUGGAUCUAAUGGUAAAUGUGAAACUGAAGCUCCGCCUAAACGUAUACGAAUGGGACCACAGGGUGAUCAUCCUACAUCUUCUGUUACUUCUGGAAAUUCUCCUAAGGUUGCAACUAUCGACAACACUGGUCAAUUUAAGAUGCCAUUAAAACAACUUAACGAAAUAUCAACCAAUGCAAAGCCAGUUGUUAAUAAUUCCAAUUUAAAUUUGAUUUAUGAAACACCUCCAGGUAUUCCAGGUAAUGAGGCCAACACCGCUGCCAGCAAAUAUAUCACGAAUCGGAAUCUCAUAUCAAGUAAUGUGGCGAAAUGUUCUUGCUAUGGUCAUCCGAAAGUGUGUAAUAUUUGCCUUGUAAAGAAAGAGAUGCAUGCAUCCCGCGCCGGUACACCAGGCUACCGACCACCAGAAGUGUUGCUGAAAUAUCUUGAUCAAACUACUGCCGUUGAUAUUUGGGCUGCUGGUGUGAUCUUGCUUUCAGUAAUGUCCUCGGUUUAUCCGUUUUUUAAAGCGCCCAAUGAUUACGUAGCUCUUGCUGAAAUGGUUACAAUAUUUGGUGAUAAGUGUAUACGUAGAACUGCAUUUGCACUAGAUAGAUUAGUUACACUAAGUCAACGGUCAAAACCAUUAGACCUACGUAAACUAUGUGUACGAUUUCGAAAUCGAGCUAAAUUCAGUUCAACAACUUUAUUGGAGAAAUAUCGGCGUGUGGAUGGAUCAUGUGAGAUAUGCAAAAACUGUGAUCAGUUCUAUUUUAACUGUCUGUGCUUGGAUAGCAAUUACAAUACAGAACCUCUUGAUAAAGAUGAUGAUAUGUUCCCUGCCAGCGCUUAUGAUCUACUUCUACGUCUACUUGAAGUCAAUCCACACAAACGUAUUACUGCUGAGGAAGCAUUGAAUCAUCCAUUUUUCGAAAGCCUUAAGAACUCUUCUACCUCACCAAAACCUAUUGAAGAUGAUACUCACCCCAGGAAGGAUCACUAAAUAUUAAUUGUUAAAAUGAUAUUUGCAAAUAUGUAUUAUAUACAGAUUUUAACAUUGUUAAAUAUUGAACGCAGAAACAAAAAAAAGUUGUUGAACAGAGUUUUGUGAAUGUUGUUCGACUAUAAUUGUGUUGAUAUAAAUCAAAUUGUUUGUAAUUAGAAAAGCGUUUGAUAAUUUUUUAAAAUAUUGAAACGUUGCAAAAUUGUUAAGUAUAUAAAGG
This is a messenger RNA of Teleopsis dalmanni, 2554 nucleotides long. RefSeq names its product cell division cycle 7-related protein kinase (gene Cdc7). Lineage: Eukaryota; Metazoa; Arthropoda; Insecta; Diptera; Diopsidae. Gene Ontology annotation, cellular component: nucleus. The coding region runs from base 406 to 2334 and encodes 642 amino acids. Gene Ontology annotation, biological process: mitotic DNA damage checkpoint signaling; protein phosphorylation. The record is from RefSeq and is a predicted model, not a curated record. Gene Ontology annotation, molecular function: ATP binding; protein serine/threonine kinase activity. The transcript has 5 exons.